GUUGAAAUUGAGGGCUAAGGAUAAAGAGGGGCCAGGCCAGGCCCUGACUUCUCCUCUGGUCUCCCUUCUGGUCUAAUAGGGUCAAUAGCUCUCAUAGAAACCCAGCCCUGGGGCUGGGGGACAGUGAGCCCAGCAGGAAGGGGAGGAGGAAGUGCCAGCUUCCAGCUGCAGCCAUGGCACCACUCACAGGUGCUGAUGCCCAGCAUUCUCGGGGGCCCCAACCAGGGAGAGCUAAGCCUGACUUGCGGGGAGGGAGGAGGCCAGGAGCAGUUUUUAUGCAGUUCCCUUCUGUGUUUACAGGGAACACAGUUCCACAAACCGGCUCAACCCCGCUGAUGGUGGCCGGGGUUCUGGGGGAGGCCGUAACUCUUCCCCUGCAGCUUUCUGCAGGACGGGAGACUGAGUCUGUCACCUGGCUUCACAAUGGAACAUCGAUCGUCUUCAUACAGGUGAACCAAGUGGGAAGUCCUCAAAUCAUGGUGACUGACCCACGACGGAAAGAUCGACUGCAGGUCACUCAGACCCACUCCCUGCAGCUCAGCAACCUGAUGAUGGCGGAUGUGCGAACUCACCACAUCUUGAUAACCACAAAGACCUCCAUAUUGCUUUCUGAUUACACUCCGAGGAGCUUCAGUGAGUCAGGGCCUAGAGGGCCGGUCCCUACUGAUGCCAGGGCAGCUGCCCACACUUACUGCCCAGUGACGUGGCUGCUCCUGGGAAAGGGGCUUCUUCUCCUUUUGCUCCUGGGGGCUCUAGGAAUUUAGCAUAU
Messenger RNA from Manis javanica (Malayan pangolin), 769 nucleotides. The record is from RefSeq and is a predicted model, not a curated record. NCBI's taxonomy places the organism in Eukaryota, Metazoa, Chordata, Mammalia, Pholidota, Manidae.